Messenger RNA from Carcharodon carcharias (great white shark), 6150 nucleotides. RefSeq names its product plasmanylethanolamine desaturase-like. Lineage: Eukaryota; Metazoa; Chordata; Chondrichthyes; Lamniformes; Lamnidae. The record is from RefSeq and is a predicted model, not a curated record. The transcript is spliced from 6 exons. Bases 22 to 858 code for a protein of 278 amino acids. Gene Ontology annotation, molecular function: oxidoreductase activity.
GGAAGCUGGGGCCAGUUGAAGAUGGCGAGCGGGUUUUCCCGGAGUGAGAGCUCAUCUGUGCUCAGCCUCGCCGAGGAGAGCUGGCACGAAGACGGGGAGCCAGCCGUGCCUCGCUGGGGGCCUCAGCAUCCCGGCGCCAAGGAGCUGGCGCAGCUCUACUCUCCCGUGAAACGAUUUCAGGAAUGGGUGUGUGUUAUUUUAAACAUUGUUCUAAUGAACUGCAAUUUCUAUCAUCUGGUCAUAAAUUUCAACUGGGACCACAUCCAUUUGAUCCUUAUUGGAAUUAUUGCAGGGAUGAUUACUGCUGAUUUUGCUUCAGGAUUAGUCCACUGGGGCGCAGACACGUGGGGUUCUGUUGACCUGCCUAUACUUGGCAAGGCUUUCAUUAGACCAUUCAGAGAACAUCAUAUUGAUCCCACUGCUAUAACAAGGCAUGACUUCAUAGAAACAAAUGGUGAUAACUGUAUGCUUACUGUGAUACCCUUGGCUAACAUGGCAUACAAGUUUUUUACUGCACCCCCAGAGGCCAUGUAUGAUAUAUAUCCUUGGGAGUGCUAUGUUUUUUCUCUUGGAUUAUUUGUGACACUGACCAAUCAGAUUCACAAAUGGUCUCAUACGUAUUUUGGACUUCCAUCAUGGGUCUGCCUUUUACAGGACUGGCACAUUAUUCUGCCUCGAAAACACCAUCGUAUUCAUCAUGUAUCUCCACAUGAAACCUACUUCUGUAUUACCACAGGUUGGCUUAACUACCCCCUGGAGAAAAUAGGAUUCUGGAAAACUCUGGAGGGCAUUAUCCAAGGAUUAACUGGAAACAAACCCAGAGCAGAUGAUUUCAAGUGGGCUCAGAAAACAAAGUGACCCUUUGCCAAUGUUUUGACUUUUUAAACUACUUCUUGCCAACUAAUUGCACCAGCCAAAUCUAUGACUGCAGUCUGAAAAUGAUGUACCCUGGAAGCGCAUUCUACUUGAAAAAUAAGGACUCAUAAAACUGAAGAUGUUUGAAGGAACUUGAAAGUAUUUGAAUAGUGAUCCUUUGAUGUAGCCAUUUCUGUUUUUUAAAUUAACAUUCACUUAAUGUAAUAUGAACACAAUGUGUGUUGCACUUGACAUUAAUAAGGUCAAUAGAAAUAUGUUCUAGGGAUACCCUCGUAUAGCUGUGGUAAUACUGGAAUUUCAUCUUGGGGAUGGAAUUGCUACAAAGUUGCAGUGUCCAUAUGGUGCUUGCUUGUUUGUGUACUAUAAUACUGACAAGGCCUUAAAAUAAGUUGUUUGCCAGAAAUAUUUAACUUUAUUAUUUUUGAGUGUGUGUAGUAUAUAUAUAUAAUGUAAAACUGCUGCAUACUAGUUAUUGUUCAAUUUAAAGUCAUACUUUACAAGUGCUUGCAUAUAAUGUUAGGCAAUUUGACCUAAGAUCUGUUUUUUUUAUCAUAGCUGCUUAAAAUACAGGAAGAAUUCAACUUUCAUUGAGGAGUGGUUCAAUAUCAAUAUUUCUGAUGUCUCUGUUCUGAUAUCCAGUAUUUUACUAUUUGGAACUAUUGUGGAAGCUUUAAGGUUUGAAAACCAAAAGCACCUUGCCACAGGGUUCCAAUGCUUUAUAAGAUCUAGGAAUAUAAAGUACUUUGCACAUCAUCAGAAAUUUAAACUUGUUAUUGAUUUUCAGUACCUGUUGAUAAGAUGGCUUCAUGUAGUGUUAUGGCUUUAAAUACAAUUGCCAAAUAAAAAAUUUGAGCCAUUCCUAAUACUUGUAAGUAUUUAUGAAUCCAGGUUCUAGAAUUGAGGAAUAUUUGCUUAUUACUGGAAAAUUGUCUGAAUAGCUUGAUACCACUCAAAUACUACUGUAACUAGUAAAUAGUAACUACUGUAAAUAAAGCCAAGGCCAACUACAGUGACAACUUGGAGCCUAUCACAUUGGAGAUCUUACCAUGAUUUGAACUAAUAAAGUAUCUCCAUUCUUAGGACUAGCAAAUUUGCAUAAUCCAGUUAUUGGGUUUACUCACUUUAACCGUAAUGAAGGAAUUCUUGUUUUUAGACCCUCUAAGUUCUCAGCUCUUUUUAUUAAAAAAUAUACAAUUUAUGUAUUUAUUAUCCAUUUGCAUGCGGUUUUUGACUGGAGCUCCAGUCAACUUCCUGGGCCAAUUACUUCUAUCUCCAUUUUUCUUGCCCCCACCCCCCCACCUCUUGUCUCUCCUGUUCCCUUCCCUUGAAGUCUCCUUUUGGUUAUUUUGCUUUUCUACUCUACUAUCACAAUUCCAUCUUACGGUUUCCUUCUGUGCCCCUCUUGGUAUUGUCUGAAGUUUGAGGCACCCAUAAAGGCCUUAUGAGCAGCAACCCAACUGCCCCUUAUUCUGUCUUCCUGUUGAGGACUAACCUUGCUAUCCUCUCGCGCGCGCUCUCUCUCUCUCUCCCUCCCCUUCCCAAUCUCCCCACCUCAUCCACUAUCAUCACUUUGGACUCUGCUCGUGGGCCGACAAUUAUACCUCCACAUUGUCUUCUAUAACAUUCAUUCACUCACAAUUGCUGCCUUGACAUCUACAAUCUUAUUGUGGAGAAUUAUAUUGUACUGAUGUUCUAAUUUUACUGAAACUUCCCUCUUGCUAAAACCUCCACUCCUGGCUAUAGUUCCUAUCACUUGUCACAGCAUGCCACAGUGGCAGUGUGUCCCUUAUCAAAUUGCACUUUGGUCUCUUCCUUUUCUCCUGCUAUUCAUUUUAUUCUGCCUCCUUUUAAAAUCCUCUUUGGUUACUGCUCUUUCCUAGUCUCACCCUGAGUUUCAAAAGAUCCUCCUUCCUUUCUUCCCUCAGCACUCAUAUGACUCUUCGUCCUUAAAGCAUUUGACUUUAAUCUUGGCUUCCUGUUCUUGCAUUCAAGACCUCCCUCCAAUAUCUACCUCCAUAUAAAUUCUCUCAUCAAUAUAUUUGCACCUUACCUAGCCUCUCAUCACUUAUGAUAUUGAGCAUAGAACAGGCCAGAUCUUUUUAUUUGUGUGUUUCACCCCACGUCCCUUAACCCUUUCCAAUUCCACUUCUUACUGUCACCACUCUUUGGGUGGGGUGGGGGCGGUUGACACCAAUGGACUUGCAAAUGCAUUUUCUAAAUUCAAACUGCCUACAUUUUGGCCCUCCAUUCACUAUUCUGCUCAACCCCUUCACGUUCAACUUUCAUGCUUGGUUUCCAGCACAAAUUUUGAUUUUUCCCAUCCUGGUUGAUUCCACUGCAAUGGCUAUCAUCUUUGCAUUCUUUGCACUAAAUGGAGCAAACUAGAGUAUAACUAAUGAACGCCUGUCGUAUCAUUAUAGAUAAAUUAUAAUUAUCAUUAUAGGUAUUAGAUUAAAUGCUGAUGGAUGUUGUUGUUCUCCUCUGCUAAAACCUCCCACUAUUCCAGGGAUGUCCUGGACAGCAAGCAAAACCCAGUUUGUUUUCUCAACUACCAACUGUCUGCUUAAGGUCCUCUCCUCUUCCCAGCCCCCAUCUGCAACAACUGAGAAGCUCAUGGUCAAAGGUUACUAAAUUCUCUUGAGCUCUUUCUUAUUUCACCCCAACCACCCCCAUUCUCCUUGCCAACCAAAAUCUUCCUGUGGUUCCGGCUACCCUAACAGUAAGCAUGAGCUUAUAUCUCCUUUUCUUUCCUAUCUCCCUAAUGCUCUUUGUGAGGUCAUGUUGCCCAAGGGACUCCCUUACUGCAUGUCUCACUCCCACUAAACUGCCGACCACCCAAGUUCCCUUCCUGGUCUGCGUGCUAGCUGAUAUUGUAAAUGGAUUUCUCUCUUCAGGGACUAUCUUCUUCCUUCUGUGAAAACUGACAUCACCUCUCCUGAGGGGGAAAAAAUACUCACUACUCUAUUCUUGGACACUGUAGAGGGGAAAAUAAGCUAAAGGGGGUAAAGUAAUUGGAUAUUUUGCUUUGCAAAACAAUGCCUACCUUUCCUGCAAUGCCAUGUUUGAAUAUCCCCAAAAGAUUUCUACCCCACUACAUCACUGAGACAGUGCUAACCAAAGCCACAAUGUUGAUGUAACUGACUAUAGUGUAUUAUCCCUCCUUGUCCUCUCUAUUCCUUUAGCGCCUGACACAUAUUCUACCCUUACCACCUUACCUACUCUAACCCCUUCCCUGGUUAUUGUCUUAAACUGAAUUAAACUGCUAGCUGUGUCUUAUUCAAGCUGAGCCUGCAAUGCCAUGCACACUCUAUCACAAAGAUGCCCUACGUUCAUCUUCAAUAUCACUGCCUCAGCUGAUCCGCCACUGAAACCCUGAUGCCUUUUGUCGUCACCAAAAUCUACUAUUCUGGCCUUUCCACGCCAGAGCUCCAUCCUUGACGCUAUAAACUUCAACUCACCCAAAACAUUCCUGCUUGUAUCUUAUCCAACGAAACCUCUAAUUUUUCUUGGCGUGCAUGGGCAGUUUGUUUAAAGUCUGUGGUUCCAUUAAAUUUCUUUUUGUAUGUCUGCACAUAUGUAUUAACUUGUGCACAGCCUGCAUGGGAACUUUCAGGUUGCUGUACAGCCAUGCAGUUUACAGGAAACGCCAAUCUGAUCCCACAUCAGAUCCUGUUCAUCUAUUAUCCUCAUGUUGGUUGUUUUCUUCGCACCCCCGCCCAUUUCCCGUAACUACAACUUAAAAUUCUCAAAAUUGUUCAAAUCCCUUCAUGGCCUUGCCAAUUUCUCUAACCUCUUGUCCCAAAACUUUUUUCAAGAACUCUGUUCCUCUGAUCUGGCCUUUUGUGUAUUCUGUCCCCAGUACUUUUGCCCCAUUGACUACUAUACCUCCAGAGACCUCGUGCUCUGGAAUUCCCUCCCUAAACCCAUCUGUUCCUCUACCUCAUUUCCCCCACCACUCCCCUCCCCCACUUUAAGAACUUACUUACAGUCCACCUCUUUGUUCAAGUGUUUGGUGAGUCCUGCUAUUACCACCUCCUGUGGCUUGAAUCUGAAGGGCUGUGGUAUGUUUUUCUAUGUAAAAGAUGCUAUGCAAAUGUAAGUUGUUGAACGUUCUUGCUCAUUUUCUGGAGCAAACCUGUAAUUUUUAUUUUCAGAAAAACAAUAUGCCCAACAAUGGUUAGCUAUGAAAGGGAAUCAAAAUGUGUAUAAUUCAUACAUUUCCUAUGUUCACAUAAUAUUUAUCAAUACUUUCAUAAGAUUAAGUUUAAAUGCUUUCAUUUUUGCCAGAACAACUUUUUUAUAUAUAUAUGCAGGCUUGUGUUUAAUGCAGUCAUUUGAUUUUGUUUUGCCAAUUUAUCUUCUCAAGGCUAGCAUAACUUUAAUAGCUAAACCUUACUAUCUUGUAUCACUGUAUUCUAAUUACAAUCCUCAAAACAAUUUCCUGGUCUACAAUGUUUUAUUUGUGUAUUAUUUUUAAAUUCAUUUUUCUAGUGAGCAUGAUGGUUACCAGCAGUACAUGUAAAUAAAAUUAAUUAAAUAUGACUUAUUUAUGGUCUGCAAACUGAUGGUUAUAUAAUUAGACAGUACCAGUAUAUAAAUUAACAUUUAAAGAUUAUCAAACAAAACAUUUGAAGUAGCUUUUACACACAUUACAAAGUUAACAUGAAAUUCAAGUUAUAUUUCACAAUGUUUAACGUUUGAUCUGAAAUGAUUAGUUUUCCCCAGUUUUUUUUUGUAAAACACAUCAGCUGGUGAAAUGAAUAAGGCAAAUCAAUAUUAUUGUGUAGGGUCUGUGGUUUUAUUAUUUUUGGGAGGGAAGAAGACUUUUUGCUUAAACCAUAACUGUUGAAUGCAUGUCUUGGUUUUAAAUAAAAUAUUAUUUUCAAGAUUAGAGUUGUAACAAAGCUUAGGACCCUGCUAACCAUGUCCAAUGAAAAAGCUGUGUUCUUUAUCUGGCCUCGUUUAAGCUUUAUUAUUGGGACCAUUAUGUUUCCCUAGUUCUGUUCAGUUACUUUAACUCUGUACCAAUGUCAAAGUUCUGAAGCUUUAUUAGAUGUGUCCAGAGCAUUGUUAUUUUUUCUCAUCUCCAAAACGUUUUUGUUCCAGCUAUAUUUUUAGGCUGUGAAAAACUGAUUCUGAUGAGAUGCUUUCUGCUCACCAUUAGCUUCAGUGCGUAUACUAUAAAUGUGACACUUAAGGAAAACAUAUUGUAAUUUUAUAACUUGUGGAGUAAACUUAAUUGGCAAAAAUAAAAAUUCAGUGAUCAAAUGCAAA